ACCUUCCAGUCUCAGAGACUAAGACUAGGGUUUAGAGAGGGAGAAAGAUACAGAAUGCCGGCGAUCGGGAAGACGAUGCUGGAUUCAGGAUGGCUAGCUGCAAGAUCUACGGUAGUUGAUCUCAACGGAGUUCAGCUCACCACUACUCACCCUCCGACCGGGCCUUCCACUCCUUGGAUGGAAGCUGUUGUUCCCGGAACUGUUUUAGGAACCCUGUUAAAGAACAACCUUGUGCCAGAUCCUUUUUAUGGAUUGGAGAACCAGAGUAUCAUAGAUAUUGCUGAUUCUGGGAGGGAAUAUUAUACGUUCUGGUUUUUCACCAAAUUUCAGUGUAAAGUGGCGGGAAAUCAACAUGUGGAUUUGAAUUUCCGUGCAAUCAACUACUCUGCUGAAGUUUAUUUGAAUGGUCAUAAGAAGAUCCUACCUAAAGGGAUGUUUAGAAGACAUUCUCUCGAUGUGACUGAUAUUCUGCAUCCAGAUGGUCAGAACUUACUGGCUGUUCUUGUUCAUCCUCCUGACCAUCCUGGGAAAAUUCCUCGUGAGGGGGGCCAAGGUGGUGAUCAUGAGAUUGGAAAAGAUGUUGCUGCACAAUAUGUUGAGGGUUGGGAUUGGAUGACCCCGAUUAGGGAUAGGAACACUGGCAUAUGGGAUGAGGUUUCAAUUUCUGUUACUGGGCCAGUGAAAAUAGUGGAUCCUCACUUAGUUUCGUCAUUCUUUGACGAUUACAAGAGAGUAUAUCUGCACACAACCAUUGAGUUGGAAAAUAGAAAUGCCUGGGUUGCUGAGUGUUCUUUGAGUAUCCAAGUAACCACUGAACCUGAAGGAGACAUUUGCAUAGUCGAACAUCUCCAAACUCAACCUUUGUCGAUUCCUCCAGGAGCACAUGUUCAAUACACAUUUCCUGAGCUCUUUUUCUACAAGCCCAAUUUGUGGUGGCCAAAUGGCAUUGGAGAACAGUCCCUGUAUAAUGUAGGGAUAACAGUUGACGUAAAGGGAUAUGGAGAAUCUGAUUCAUGGAGCCAUCAGUUUGGAUUCCGCAAGGUAGAAAGUCAUAUAGAUGAUGCCACUGGUGGAAGGUUGUUCAAGGUCAAUGGACAACCUGUGUUUAUCCGUGGUGGGAAUUGGAUAUUGUCAGAUGGUUUACUGCAGCUCUCAAAGAGGCGAUACAAAACAGAUAUCAAGUUUCAUGCAGACAUGAACUUUAACAUGCUCCGCUGUUGGGGUGGCGGACUAGCUGAGAGGCCAGAAUUUUAUCACUAUUGCGAUAUUUAUGGUUUGCUGGUUUGGCAAGAAUUUUGGAUAACAGGAGAUGUUGAUGGAAGGGGUGACCCAGUAUCCAAUCCAGAUGGUCCUUUGGAUCACGACCUUUUCUUGCUAUGUGCAAGGGACACUGUCAAGCUCCUAAGGAACCAUCCGAGUCUUGCCCUUUGGGUUGGAGGGAAUGAACAAACUCCACCAGAGGACAUCAACACAGCUUUAAAAAAUGACCUGAAGUUGCAUCCACUUUUUGGAAGCUUCAAUGGAACAAGUAAUCCUGUAGAAGAUUUAACUCCAACCUCCACUGAUCCUAGUCUAUAUCUUGAUGGUACUCGCAUAUAUGUUCAAGGAUCCAUGUGGGAUGGCUUUGCAAAUGGGAAGGGGGACUUUACAGAUGGCCCCUAUGAAAUCCAAAAUCCUGAAGACUUCUUCAAGGACAACUUCUACAAGUAUGGGUUUAAUCCAGAGGUUGGCUCAGUAGGAAUCCCUGUUGCUGCUACCAUCAGAGCAACAAUGCCUCAAGAGGGGUGGGAGGUUCCACUGCUUAAAAAACUAAGUAAUGGUUACAUAGAAGAAACCCCAAAUCCCAUAUGGGAGUACCAUAAAUAUAUCCCCUAUUCAAAGCCAGGAUUAGUUCAUGAUCAGAUUGAACAUUAUGGUGCUCCAAAGGACCUUGAUGAUUUCUGUGAAAAGGCACAACUUGUUAACUAUGUUCAAUAUAGAGCUCUUUUGGAGGGAUGGACUUCCCGUAUGUGGACCAAAUACACAGGUGUUCUUAUUUGGAAGACUCAGAAUCCUUGGACUGGUCUUAGGGGUCAGUUUUAUGACCAUCUCCAAGAUCAAACUGCAGGUUUCUAUGGCUGCCGGUGUGCUGCAGAACCAAUUCAUGUCCAGCUCAAUCUAGCUACAUAUUUUAUAGAGGCCGUAAACACCACCGCAGAUGACUUAUCCAAUGUGGCCAUAGAAGCCUCGGUAUGGGAUCUAGAAGGAACAUGUCCAUACUUCAAAGUUACUGAAAAUCUAUCAUUGCCUGCUAAAAGAACAGUUCCUAUUAUUGAGAUGGAGUAUCCGAAGUCUAAAAAUCCAAAACCGGUCUAUUUCCUUCUUCUAAAGCUUUUCAGCAUUUCAGAUAAUAGAAUUAUCUCUAGGAACUUCUACUGGUUGCAUCUACCUGGAGGAGAUUACAAGCUCUUGGAGUCAUAUAGGACAAAAAGGAUCCCUCUCAAGAUAACAUCUAAGGUUCUCAUUGAAGGGUCCACAUAUGAAAUUCAGAUGCUUGUGCAGAAUAAUCACAUUGAAAGACACAACGACAAAGAAAAUCAUGUGGACUUGAAAGAAGACAUAAAAGGUUUGACACAGAAGAAACAUGAAGGUGGUCUAGUGCAGAGGAACUACAGAUGUUUCUCAAGGGUAGAUGAUGGUUUGAAGGUUACAGAAACAAAAGGGAACGACUUAGGGGUUGCUUUUUUCCUCCAUUUCUCUGUCCAUACUGCAAAUCAACAUAAGAACAGAGACACGAGAAUUCUUCCCGUUCACUAUUCAGAUAACUAUUUCUCAUUGGUGCCAGGAGAGACAAUGCGUGUCAAUAUUUCUUUCGAGGCAUCUCCAGAUGGGACUCCACGUGUCACACUUCAUGGUUGGAACCACCAGAGUGGCCACACAGUCUAUUGAUGGUUUUUCUUGUUUUUGUAAAUUUAUUUUUUACUGUUUGUGAAUCUACGAAGUUAAUUAUACACGUAAGUUAAUGUUUGAGGAAAAUCUGUAACUUAAUACCUGAGA
Messenger RNA from Telopea speciosissima, 3036 nucleotides. RefSeq names its product mannosylglycoprotein endo-beta-mannosidase. Gene Ontology annotation, molecular function: hydrolase activity, hydrolyzing O-glycosyl compounds. The coding region runs from base 55 to 2928 and encodes 957 amino acids. The transcript is spliced from 12 exons. Lineage: Eukaryota; Viridiplantae; Streptophyta; Magnoliopsida; Proteales; Proteaceae. Gene Ontology annotation, biological process: carbohydrate metabolic process. The record is from RefSeq and is a predicted model, not a curated record.